CGACCGUUAAUCUGCGUCCGAGGCAUUGGAUUUCCGCGGGGCGCCACAAUUUUCUGGGACGACAAAAGGGCUUUCAACAAACCCCAUUUCUUCCUAAUAGAACACAGUACAGUACUACAGUAGUAGUCGGACAUGAGCAAUACCAACGGAAUGAACGAUGAUAAGGAAACUGCGUCCAGUAUUGGCAAUUCAGCCUUGAGGCAAUUUCUGCACUUGCUGUCCACCACAACGAAUAUCACCCAAUGGGGUAUCGAGCUUCCCAUGAUUGCCGUCUUUGGCGACACUUCCUCUGGCAAGAGUUCUUUAUUGAGCAACUUGGCCAUGAUCGAGCUUCCCUCCAAUCACAGCUUGACCACUCGUUGUCCCAUUCUCUUGGAACUUCGUCGUGCCGAAAAGCGUCAGGCGCGUGUCGGUAUCCAGUGGAAGACGUCCAGUCUACCAGAGCCAGCAACCGAAGAUGCAUCGCCUGCUGUAUUUGAACCCCGCAUGGCUACCGAAGACACUUGGGAUUCCAUUCCUCAGUUUGUCCGAGAAGCACAGGACCACAUUCUGCAGCAACAGGCCAACCAAGAUGUACAGGUAGCUUCAGAUGUAAUUUCCUUGUCUGUGGAGGGACCCAACUUUGGUCUUGCUUCGGAUCAUCCAUUAACCUUGAUGGACCUACCAGGAUGGGUACAAUCCAGAGGACAAGAUGAUGCCGAAGAUCUGGUGCAAGAUAUUCAAGAACUAUUGCAAACCUACAUUCAAAACCCCCGCUGCAUCAUUUUGGCUGUCCUUCCCGCAAAUGUUGAUUUUCACAAUUCAAAAAUCUUGUCGUUGGCGCAACAAGUGGACCCCAACGCCUCUCGGACGAUUCCCGUCAUUACCAAGCCAGAUCUAGUGGAUCAAGGAGGAGAAGGCGAUGUUCUUGAACUGUUGAUGGGAAAUAAGAUCAAAUUGAACGACAGUAAUCAGUUUCACAUGGUCAAGGGGCGGGGGCAAGCUGCAUUGGAUCGGAAUACAUCCAUUCACGUGGCUUUGGAAGAGGAAACUCAUUAUUUUGAUACCGUAGAACCAUGGAAAUAUGUUGCCGAUCGAACACUGUUUGGAACGGGUGAAUUGAGGAGGAAAUUGGGCGACAUUCUACUUCUUCACAUUCAAUCUUCAGUGCCGACCAUUUUGCAAGAAAUCAAAGACAAGCAACAAACUGCGGAGGCAAAACGGAUGGCCAUGGGUGGGGAUCAAAUUUUGACCACUGUUGCUGAUCGGCGCCGCUUCUAUCAAGACACCUGUGCUCGUUUUGCCAAUCAAUUGAAAUCGUCAUUGAGUGGCAAAAAGGCCGGGGCGGAAACAAAGACGACAAGGAGAUCGAAGCAUAGGAGCAGCAACGGUAAAAGUGCCACUGCUUCCAAAACGACAACCAACAACUCCUCCCAAACAUCCACAGCGGCAGCCCAACUCCACGAGGCUUGCUCCGGAUUUACGAAAAGCAUCCGUCAAGGAUCGCUCAACACGAUUCGAUCGAUUGUGGAAGGAGCCCAUGUUCGAGUGACUUCACCCCAUGGCGAAGUUCGAGGAGAAGUUGUGCACCUCGACAAAGACUUUGCCUGUAUUGAUUGCCUUGAUUGUGACGAGGAUGCAGAUCAGGACGAUAAGCGGAGAGCGAUUCUGUUUGAAUACAGAGGAUACACGGCUCAACAGCAAAUCGAAGAAGAUGAAGUCUGGUCCGAUGGCAACCAGAUUUUCAUUGCACGCAAGAACAACAUAUUCGAUUCCCUUCGGAGGAUUCCCUUGGACCACAUCCGAACGGACCCAUCGUGGCUAAAGGAGAAGAUUGUGGAGAAUAGGACGGACGAUCUGGCUUGUUUUCUAAAUGUUGACAUUUUCAAAAACAUUAUUGAAGACUUUGUCGAGCAUGACUGGCGACCUCAUUGCAAAAAGCUACUGGACGCCACCAGCGACAUCCUCAUGGCAGCGGUGAAUGACUGCAUCGAAUCCAACCUCCCCAAAAGCACAAUCCGCUAUCCUCCCUUGCGACGGUACCUGGAGAGACAGUGUCGUGUGGCUGCGGAAGAGCUGAUGCAGGAAGCUCGAAAGCAAGUCGACACACAUUUAUCGAUUGAAACGCACCCGUACACUCAGGAUUCAGCUCUUUUCCAAAACCUUGGGGAAGCUAGACAUCGAACUUUGAAACGAGAACUGGAAUCGGCCUUGAAAUUGGAUCAGGGUAAGCAAGCAGUGUACGAUACACAAGCCAUACAGACAAUCAUCGAUGGCGUAUUUGAGCGGAACCGCCGGAAAAGCGUAGAAGAUCACAUGGCCGACGAAAUGGAGAUAGUGUUGGAAGCUUACGGCUGUGUUGCCACGAAGCGUGUGGUUGACAGGACCCCCAUGAUUUGCUGGCAGGUAUUUAGGUCUCUGUCGUCCUCGAUCCAAGAUUCGUUGUGGAGCGUGACGGACGAGACUCUGAGUGAGUGUAUGCGAGAGUCGCCAGAGUUUGAGAAGGAGUACGGACAACUCAACGCAGAGCUCGAAGAGAUGAACAAGGCAUUGGAUAUUUUUGAGUCAAUCCUUUGAGAGACACGCUGCCUCGUAUUGACCUGAUAAGUGUAGGUACUAGUAUAUUUCUGUUGCCCU
This is a messenger RNA of Seminavis robusta, 2616 nucleotides long. NCBI's taxonomy places the organism in Eukaryota, Bacillariophyta, Bacillariophyceae, Naviculales, Naviculaceae. The record is from the annotation of a GenBank genome assembly.